Molecule: messenger RNA, 3609 nt
Organism: Moesziomyces antarcticus
Lineage: Eukaryota; Fungi; Basidiomycota; Ustilaginomycetes; Ustilaginales; Ustilaginaceae
Exons: 3
Coding region: 1-3609 (1202 amino acids)
Source: RefSeq, a predicted model, not a curated record
AUGUUCAGUGCCGCCCACCGCUCCCUUCCGCUCUUGCCCAACUCUUCGCAUACUCUCGGAUUCUUCUACCACAAUACCAGACCGUCAUCGUAUCCCUCGACUCUACUCGCACCAUACGGGCACCGCAUCGCUCGUCCCUACUCCAGCUUCAUGUCUCGCCAAUUCAGCGCAGAUUUCUCACGUUCCGCUAGACGAGCAGACUCUGUCCAUCCCCUCACCCACCGCAAGAGCCUGCAGGCAAAGCUGCAGAGCACGCCCGGCCGUACCAGCCCGUACGCCCGCACCGGCGCAUUUAAGUCGGGCCCUCCUUCGCGCUCAGGCUCGAGCGUAGGAGGCUCACCGCGUCCCCUUUUUCAGUCCGACAACGAACUAUCCAGCUCCACAGACGACGACGACGACCUAGGCUCCAAACACUUUCCCGGCAUCAAACUGCCCGUACCCACUCUCGCCAUGUCCUCCCGAAAGGCACCCAGAAACCAAAACACAAAGAAGCCCUCCAAGGUCUACUCGACCAAGAAGGAUCGCGCACGCGGCGAACGCAAGGCCAGCGUUCGCAAGGAGCGCUUCGACGAGCUCGACACCGACUCGGACCUCACCGACGUCCCCUCGGAUGACGACGCCCAAGACGAUGCUUCCGUCGCCGGUCCCUCCUAUUCGAGCCUGAACAAGGGCAAGGCAAGGAGCGUCGACAGCGAUGACGACCUCGAGUCGGACUCGGAUACCGAGAUGGAGCGCAAGCUCGCCGAGGCGGGCGAUGGCGAGUCGCUGCUCGGCAGCGGCGCUUCCGGCGAAGACACCGAGGAGGAAGAGGAGCGCUUCAUCAUCCAGGACGCCCUCGACCGCGAAUCCAAGGCCAAGGCGCGCUUGCAACAUCGCGACCCCACCGACCGAUCGCGCCAUGCUGGCGACCGCAACUGGGCCAGCAAGGGUGAUCUGCAGCACCGCGCUCGCUCCAUGGCGAUACGCCGGGCUAACGGCGACGGCCAGACCGGCGAGGCUGGCGAUGACGCCGAAGCCGACGACGAAGACGGCGAUCAAGAUGACGAUGGCGAUGAUGCCGACCUGCUUUCCAUGUCGCCCGACACGCUGCGCAUGUACGGCCUCCCCGUCAUCGACGAUGAGCUCUUCGAACAGCAAGAGGCUUUCAACUCGUCCUCCGAGCCUUCCUUCACCGACUUUUUCGAAACCUCCACCGACAGCGAGACGGGCGCGCCCGACACGCAGAACGAGAUCGGCGACGACGACGACGAAUUCACCACCGACUCGGACGAAGACCGAGACAUCAGCGACCUCGAAGGCGGCCUGCUCGAUGCGCCGCUCAUCGCCCACAUUGGCACUGGCAGCGCCGACCAGACCGUCGCCACGUCGGAAGGUGCCGAGGACGGCUCGGACCUGCCCAAGCCCGAAAUGCCGCUGCUCGUCAUCGAGGAUCUCGACGGCCGUCUCAUCUACGCCAGGGCUGGCGACGGUGAGGCCGUCUUUGGCUCGGACGGCGAGUUCGAGUUUGUCGACGACAGCGACGACGACAGCGCCGAUUGGGAGUUCGACCAGGGCGGCAACCGACUCUGGUCUGGCGCCGGCAGUCAUGCCGGCUUCCUGACUGUGCCCGACGACGACGGCGACACCACGGAUGAGCUUCCGGACGAAGACAUGCCGUAUCCGCGUCUGCUUGUCGGCUCCGUCGCGCCUCGUGGCGGACGCAACGCGCGACGUGCGCGUGCCAUGGCCACCAACUCGCGCCGCCUUUCGCCUGCUGCCAGCAGCAACAUGCCUUCGCCUUCGGCGCUGCAACACGCCCCCGCCGCGGCGACGUCGGACUCGAGCGCAAAUGGCAAGCAUUCCAGCGGAUCGGGAGCCUCGCCCGUGUCAUCGGACGAGCAGGCUGCCAACGAGGUCGGCAUCACCAUCUCGACCGAAGACCUGGCGCGCGAUCCUGAAGGCACCCUCCGGGCUGCCGCAGCCGCGCUGGGAGUCACGAUUCAGGAAGCCGCCGACAUGGUGGCUGGUGUGCAGGUGCCUGCGAUCGCCGGCCAACCCGCCGACGGCACCGAUAGCUCCGCUAGCAGCUCCGUGCAUGCCGACGGCAAGAUGAUGGCACCCAAGACACCGGAUCAGCGCCAGACGAAUGUGGCCAAGCCUCAGAUGGGAAGCUUCAUGCCCACGUCGGCCAAGUCGGUGCACCGAGCCGUGAUUGACGGUUCGCGCAAGGCGCCAUCUCCGUUCUCGGGCAAGAGGAGCCUGGAAAAGAAGGGUCUCGCCAAGAAGCGCAGCGCCGGACGCAGGAGCUCGCUGAUGGACGAGGGCUUCUCUGCCAAGCGUCUGCGACGAUUCUCGUCGGCCAACGACGCUGCCUCGGCGCUGGACGAGUACAGCGAGUUGGCACCAUCGUCGCCCGAGCCGGUGGCCGAGGUGGAUCCGAUGGAGCUGGACGACGUGGUGGAUGCGAGCAUGAUCUGGCGCGGCGCUGGCUCCAAGUCGCCGUCGCCGGAAGCGCCGGACGCGGAGCGACGCCCGUCGAUGCGCGCCUCGCGCAAGUCGUCGUCGUCUGCACCUGGUCUCAACCUCAACGCGUUUGCACGAUGGAACAAGAUCCCCAUGGGCUCGUUCCGCGAUUCGCAGGCUGCGCCGGUGCCGUCUCAAAACGCGUUCCAGCAGCAGCAUCAGCAUCAACAGCCGCUGGGGACGUUCCUGCUCACGCGCUCGCAAGGCCAGUCGGGAAGCAGCCGACGCACCAACUCGCCGUUCCGCUCGAGCUCGAAUGCCGUGCGCCAUCCCGAGAUGUUCUCGAUCAGUCCUCUGCGCCAGCCGCACCAGGAGGUAGAGCAGCCUUUGGAAGCGGGCCGCUCGAGCGACAGCACGCCCGGUCGACGACGUUCGUUUAUCAUCUCGCCCGUGCUGUUCCCGACGCGCGGCGGCGAGAUUCCUCCGCCGUCGUCGAGCCCGUACACUGCGCAUACGCCGACGUACAGCCAGGUGGCGGCGAUGCGUCUGGGCGGCAGCGGUGCGGCGGGCGAUGCAGCCAGUGUGGCUUCCAACACCAGCGCCGGUCCUGGGCGCAUCACGCGUCGCGAGAAGCGCGAGAAGCGGGCGCGACGCGCGGCGUUGCUGGCUGCGCAGGAGAAUGGCGAGGUGGGCUCGCCGCAGGAUGGCGACGAGCGCCGGACGGUGUCGGCAUCGCCGAUGCCCUCGACGCCACUGCUGCAGCUGUCGAACCUGCCGGAAGGCAGCGGCGGCGGAUACGAGGAGGGCGACUCACCCGCGACGGCGUUCCCGCGGAUGCGCAUCACUGAUGCCACACCCACGCCGCGCGGCUCGCCAGCUCCGUUCGGCCCCGCAGCGCCAGGAAAGGAUCUGCUCCAGUCGGGCGAUGCACCGAGCCUCGCACCUCCCACGAGCAGCCAGUUCCUGCCCGAGGCCGAGCUGGAUGCGACCCCCACGCCGUCGAUGCCCAGCAGGGCUGCGGCCAAGGACGAUGGCGCGAGUGCCACUGCGAUGCUGCCGUCGUCGGCGUGCAAGACGCCCCUGCACUCGCCGCUGUUCGGAGGCAUCUUUGGCGGCGCACUCAACUACGAUCUCGAGGACAAGGAUGCCGAGCAGCUGCGCAUCUAG